Messenger RNA from Xiphias gladius (swordfish), 584 nucleotides. It is a transcript of the gene dph3, whose product is annotated as diphthamide biosynthesis 3. Gene Ontology annotation, biological process: protein histidyl modification to diphthamide. Gene Ontology annotation, molecular function: metal ion binding. The transcript is spliced from 3 exons. Lineage: Eukaryota; Metazoa; Chordata; Actinopteri; Istiophoriformes; Xiphiidae. The record is from RefSeq and is a predicted model, not a curated record. The coding region runs from base 94 to 351 and encodes 85 amino acids.
UGCGACAACAGCCUUCGACGUCAUCGCAGCGUGCCUCAGCACACGCUUGAAAUGUAAUGAGUUGUUGAUUUCUGAGCUCGCGGUUCCGGUAAAAUGUCGGUUUUUCACGACGAGGUCGAGAUCGAGGACUUUGAAUAUGACGAGGACACGGAGACGUAUUAUUUCCCUUGUCCCUGCGGAGACAGAUUCGCCAUAACUAAAGAGGACCUGGAGAAUGGGGAGGAGGUGGCAACGUGUCCGAGCUGCUCACUCAUUGUUAAAGUCAUCUACGAUAAGGACUUGUUCAUGUCAGGAGAAAUCAUCGAAGCUCCGUCGUCCUCUGAGACCAAACUGGAGCUGGCUCAGUCCUGAACACCCCCCCCCCCCCCGCUGACCACAGACGGGUCCUUUAAACACACUUUAUUUAUGCAGAGUCACUUUGAACUGAACCUGGGAGUCUGAAACCAGUUUUCAGAAGCUUCGCGACAAACCCACAGCUGGAGAUUUAAACGUCUUCUUCUUCUUCAGUGUCUUUGCUCAUUUAUUAUAAACAAGACAGCAUUUGUAUCUGAUGAUCAUUUCCAACAUAAACCUUAACAAAUUUA